Molecule: messenger RNA, 2160 nt
Organism: Limulus polyphemus (Atlantic horseshoe crab)
Lineage: Eukaryota; Metazoa; Arthropoda; Merostomata; Xiphosura; Limulidae
Product: UPF0739 protein C1orf74 homolog
Exons: 1
Coding region: 105-920 (271 amino acids)
Source: RefSeq, a predicted model, not a curated record
UGCUUUUUUAUUCAGGUUAAAAGUGUUCAGAGUUGCUUUGGCUUGUUUAUGUAUGGUAAAGUCGUUAAAUAUGUGUAUAAAAUUAUAGGUAUUCAUUAAAUAUUAUGGAAGAUUUUCAGAAAUCUGAACUACGCAUAUUUUCUAAACGUAUACGUUCUCACAGUUUUCGUAUUGAAUUAGACAUAUUAUCUGUCAUACAUGGUCUGAGACCCGCCUAUUUGUGGGAUAAAUGCCUCGCUUCGCCUGAAGAGAUACAGAAUUUCGUCAGGGCGUUCACUGGCCGUUUCAGUACUUCUAGUUGUAAAUAUAGGUACAAGAUAUUGGACGUUUUAGUGUUGGAAGAGUCAGUGUUUGUGGUUAACUUAGAAGCGUUAAUUGACCAUUUAGGACGUUUAGUCAAUGAUUCCAGUUUUCCAUUUAUCGAUGUAUCAUUCCACCUACAAAAACCUGCAUUAGUUUCAGCUGGUCAAAGUCUUACAAUGAAUGUCAUACAAAAUGUUGAAAACGAACUGAGAAAGUAUUGGGAGAUACAGCAGCAAACUGAAUCUAGCCAUGAACCUUCAAUAAUAAAGCUUAGUUGUGAUACUUUAUGGAACUUGACAGCAUUAUUUGGUAUUUUGUUAAACUUCCCAGUGAUUUAUUGGUACAAUUUAGAGACCCAAAGAAAAGGUGAUAAUUGCUUAGGAAUGACUACCCUUAGAGUACAUCACAUAUUUGGCCAAAUAAAUUUCAUGGGAAGUUUAAUACAUCAUGAAAUUUUGUCAUUUAGCAUACCCAAAUGUGUUCAUUCACAAAUUCAACAAAAGAUAUGUAUGUGGUUUUUUAUGCUUAAAAAUAUUGUAUCAAGUUUAUGCUGUGCAUGUUUUGAAGAUAUUGAGCUUAUUAGUGAGGAAAAGGUUUUGCCCGCUGUUGCCUUAUAAAUUGAUGUAUGAAUUGAAAAGUAUGUAACUACUAUUUUGAUGUUAGUUAUUUCAAAGUGUAGUAUGUGUGUUUUGUAAUACAAAUUUGUGAAACCUAAAGGUUUCAAAAAUUUUAAUUAACAGCAUCUACCGCAUCACCAAUUAAAUUAUUCUGCAUGUUUAUAAUUUACAGAACGUAAUUAUGCCAACAAGCAAGUAUAGUACUACUGUAAGUACUACUACUAGCCCUAAUGUAGCCACAAUUGCAAAACAUUGACUGAAAGUUUUGUUAUUAUUACCUAGAGAGUAAGUCUUUUUUUUCCUACUUUCAAUAUGAUUUUUUAACUGUAUAAUUUCACUGUUCAGUUUAAUCCAGCUUUUAACAGUUUAGAAUACAGCCUUACAUAGUUUUCUUGUACCCUAAAGAAAACACGUACUAGCCUUUCAUCAUAAUUCAAAUUUUCUUAAAGAUGUAAUUUUAGUUGCUUUUCUAUUCACUGUUUAUGUCGUAUUGAUUCCUUCUUGUAAAACAGAGAACAAACUUGAAUCCAGCAACAUAGAUUAAGCUUAAUCAAAAUAAUAUAAAGUGAGAAUAACUUUCUUAUUCUUUAAACUCAAAAUUAUCAUAAGUAGACUACAGAACACUGUCAGUUUUUCAUCAUAUUGAAAUCACUAAACCUAAAGUUUCAGGAGUUUAAAAGUGAUCCUACAUUAUUUCUUCUCUUCCACACCCCAAGUGGGUUACUUUAUACUUGAAACUUAUUUUGCACAUUCCAACCAAUGACUAGCUAAUUCCUUUUGAUGUAAAGGAAUAUUUUCCAUGAUAUUAACAGUUUGAAUCUUCUUGCUUAUCAUUGAUGAAUUUAGAAAUUCUAACAUUAAAAUUGUUGACAUAAACAGUUAAUAACAAAGUCCCUAGGUAUACCCUUGUUUGUGAGGAUUUUCUUUAGUCUCAAGCAACUUAUAAAAGUAAAAAACCCCAGUAUUUCAUUAUUGCAUUUCUUAGAAGUUUUUGGGUAAAUCUCAUCAAGGUCAGAAUCACUGCUCUCUUCUCAAUGUGUAGAACAACCAAAUAGUUGAUCUCUUAUUCAAAUGAUCAUUUGACAAAAGUCUGUAUUUGUGUGUUAAUUUAUAACUGGUAAACUGUUGGACUGAUUGCCACCAAACCUGAUGUAUUCUUAGACCCUCACAAGGUAAUGACACACCCCCUACAAAGUUUUCUCCAUGCAUUGAAUGGAUAUGUCAGCUAGUAUAUAAUAUU